UAUGUUUGCCAAUAUGUAGUCAUUUUCUUAAUUGGUGCAUGCUUAUUAGUAACUGGGAUAAGCAAUUUCAUAAAUGUGUCAAGUGUAGUGUCUAGUUGCUUCUCAUUACACACCAAGAAACCAACACCUAUUAUUUACACCACUGACAUAGGAAUCACUGCCAAACAUAUUUUAUGACCUCUUAUACACAGCUGUGGCUGUAGGCCUUUAUGAAACUGAGAAAAUCAGGCAUAGUCUAGUUUCUAGGCUAUAUCCUAUAAUAUAUAAAGCAAUUAAAAUGCUGAUUUCCUCCAGACAUAGACCUUGCCUCGACCUUGCCUACAUGAAUUAAAAGGUACACAACUUCUUUAGUAUAAAUCCGAUAUUGUUUUAACCAAUUCUGUGCACACACAGCACUAGUCAGCCGAUCAAAUAGGCUACAUGUUCUAGCAAAACCUUUGUUUCGUUAAAGAUUCACUAGGCCUCGGCUACUGUGCCAUCACACCUUUCCCUUUUAUAUUCUUUCCCAAGCCUAUCCUUUUCGUUUGAACUGUGUAAAAACAUGACCUUGUUGAUAUCGUGCAAGUUUUGAUAAGGUCAACAGGUGGUAUGUUUUCAUUUUAUUUGGCUGUUGGGUCAAUUUAAUAACCACAAUUUGUCGCCUUCAUUCCAGUCCAUUAUUUAAAAAAUGUAGUUGCCAUAUUAAACGCAACGUUAACACAGUGCAGACAAAUUGCAUAUUGUUAUAUAAUCCUUUCAAUGCGUAAUGUAUUCACUUAUUGAACGUCAUUCAGAUAGGCGAUUUCUAGUUUACAAAACGAGCGUCCCCAACAGGGAAGUGUUUCGUAGCAGGGGAUAGUGUGAACUCAGCAACGGCAAAGGGAAGGGACAGAUUCAAAGUUACUGUCAAGUCUGCGUGAUGUUCAUCUGUUCAGAACUGUUACACUGCUAAAUUCAUACACGGUUGAGUCAGAUGGUCUUUCCAGGUUGUGCUGUGGUCUCCAGGAGCGGAUCCGUGGAACAUUGCCAUCAUCGGAGCAACGGAAGCCCACUAAACGGAUUAUCUUCCAUUCAAGUCAGUGAAUGAAGGACAAUCAAUGAAUGCACAAAGAUUCAUUUCUCAUUGGACCAACCAGGAAUGACCUGUCUUGUACUAUAGUUUCAUAUACAAUUGGAACGUCAGUAGAUGGAAACAGAAAGACCCUCAACUUGAACGGACUAAAACUCCUGAAAGCUUCUCCUACACAACCACCAUUUAGGAUUGUCUCAACUGUUCUUUUGGUUGUUUUCACCUGGCCACAUCCAAAAUGUCUGAGGCUGACUUCCAGAGACUUGAGCUGUUUAACACGACCCUGUGCAGAUAUCGUGAGGACCCGUCCUGUAACCAUUCCCACCUGAACUUCCAUGACACCAGCAUGGUAUACGAUCUGGACUUCCCUGGCGAUGGCUCCCCCUGGCUGCGCAUCAUCAUCUCUGUGGUUUACUGCACCGUGGCCAUCAUCGGACUGCUGGGCAACCUCCUGGUGCUGCACCUUCUCUGCUCCACCCGGACCAUCUUCAAGAGUACCAUCAACUUCUUUGUGUUCAACCUGGCCCUGGCUGACUUGCUGCUCUCCCUGGUGCUGUCGUUCUGGGCAGUAGACAUCGCCCUGGACUACAGCUGGCCUUUUGGUUUGACCAUGUGCAAGGCCGUGUCCCUCCUGACAGGACUCAACGUCUACGCCAGUUGCUUCUUCCUGACCGCCAUGAGCUUGACCCGCUACUGUUCGGUGGCUACAGCGCUCAAGCCCGCUGCACCACUCGGCCGCAAGCUUUGUGAUUCCCGGGUGACCACCGCACUUAUAUGGGCCGGGGCACUGGUGUUUGCUUUACCGCGAGCCCUGUUCGCCGAUCUCAACAGAGUAGGCAUGUCCAGUGACACUGCAUGCCUGCUCAGAUUCCCUAAAGGUACGAAUUGGCUGGCUGUCAACCAACUCCUGAGGCUUCUGUUUGGCUUCCUGUUGCCCUACUUCAUCAUGAUCCUCUCCUACCUACUCAUGCUGCGAUUCCUCUGCCGGCACAAGCUGAACGGGGUCAACCCACGGCGACAGGCUCAUGUCUCCAAAUCCGUGGCAGUUGUGGUGCUUUCCUUCUGUACCUGCUGGUUCCCGUAUAAUGUGCUAACUCUCUGGAGUUCCCUGAUCCAACUGGACCUCACAGAAAUCAGUCCCUCCUACUACUUUGUCCAGACCUACCUCUUCCCCCUGGCAAACUGCCUGGCCUUUACAAGUAGCUGCCUCAACCCUGUCAUCUACUGCCUCAUUCGCAGGGAGUACCGCAAGGCCCUGCGUAGCCUGGUCUUGAAGUCAAGUCUGGCAAUUGCUUCCAAGGACUGCCUCUCAGCAGUCAAGUCCAAUGAGGGCCAGAACCGCGACGGGCAGCUGGGCAUCCCGCUCAACAACAUGGAGAGCCAAACGGCCCAGUCUUACACCAAGAGGUCAGCACUGCCUUCUACCACUCUAUCGCUGGCUCCCAGUCCCAAGAGCCUCUGUCCUCUCAAUGAGCUCACCUGAGGAGGAUAUCACUGACCCUCAGACAUAUAUUAAUUAGAAGCUUCAAUUCAGUUAAAGUUUGUUGGGUUUUUUGCAUGGGUAUGUCCCCCACACGACAAACUUUACCAAAGACACAAAGUUGUCUAUAUUAUGAUGAAACAAAUGUCUUGUUUCCUUUUGUAUGCAUAUACAAGACAAGGAUGUGGAUUUUUGUGGACAUCAUCAGGACAUUCCUUCUCAUUGGCUUUAAAAUUAUGCCAUAGUGUUUUUCUUAAAUUCUACUUAAUUAUGCAAGGUUAAAAAAAAUCUAAUCAGGACACAAGUUAUCAACAUGUUAUUGCAUCUUAUUUUGAGAUGGAGUGUAAAAUAAAUUCUUAAGACAAAAAAUCUGUAGGUAUUCUUCAGCGUCAAAAAACUGAAACUCUUUUUCUGAGGAUGUUUAUUGCAAAUUAACCCAUGGCUCUCAGCCCAAGAGAUGUUUGUUUUGUUAGGGGAGCAUGUUCAGGCACUGGAGGGGUUGGCAGUUAAAACCCAGUGUGGGCCACUUCCUUUAUUGCUGUACAUUGAUUUUGUUGGGGUAUUAUUUUUUGUAGCCUUUUUUAGGCCUCUUUGCUAGAUCUUAAUGAAUUGCAUUUUGAGUCAACAGUUGACUGCUCUUUGGGCAAACAUUGAUACGCCUAAAAACCUAGGGUAUAUGAAUCAGGAUCAGCGCUCCAGUUUUGAUUAAAUAGGAUCCGCGGUCUUUAAAACUGUGUGUGAGUAAAUAGAUGAUCUUCAAGAACCCCAACUAAUUUAAGAAGUCAUUGAAUACAUUUUGAGCAUUCAUGUUAACGUGGUUAUCAUAAUUGUUUGCAGACCUGGGUACAAAUUGGAUUGAGCUUGCCCGGCACAAUGGAACCAAUGGGAUAGUCUCAAAAGUGCAAACAAUCAAACUAUUUGAGCCCAGCUCAGAAUGUUUGUUGCACAUGAAGUCUUAAAUACUUAUCAUUGUUUAGACAACAUCUUAGACAACAUUUACCAGAAAUAGUGGGACAGGAAACACAAUAAUGUUGAAGUAAAGACCCCUGCUGUCACGGCAUUCAGAGGAAGAAGGUGAGGACCAAGGUGCAGCGUGAUACGUGUUCAUAUUAUUUAUUCG
Salvelinus namaycush (lake trout) is the source of this 3648-nucleotide messenger RNA. Its product is annotated as relaxin-3 receptor 1-like. NCBI's taxonomy places the organism in Eukaryota, Metazoa, Chordata, Actinopteri, Salmoniformes, Salmonidae. The transcript is spliced from 2 exons. Bases 1287 to 2531 code for a protein of 414 amino acids. Gene Ontology annotation, molecular function: G protein-coupled receptor activity. The record is from RefSeq and is a predicted model, not a curated record. Gene Ontology annotation, cellular component: membrane. Gene Ontology annotation, biological process: immune response; G protein-coupled receptor signaling pathway.